Molecule: messenger RNA, 1551 nt
Organism: Arctia plantaginis
Lineage: Eukaryota; Metazoa; Arthropoda; Insecta; Lepidoptera; Erebidae
Source: the annotation of a GenBank genome assembly
AUGUGUAAAAUAUUUCAGGCUGAACUGAUAUACAGACCGACUUCUCGCACUGUUACUCGACUCGUUACUUACCCUGAGGCGCCCCACCACAUCCUGCGAGUACGCGUGCGACCAUCAGUAGUCCUUCGUGAAUUGGACCGCAUCGCGUACCGCCGCCGCCCCGAUUUUUCCAUCUCAGCUGUAGACGACUUCUAUCGUUCUGAGUCUACGAAGGCCUUCGAAGAUGAAAGAAGCCGCAUCCGCGCUGACACUGCUGCCCUCCUUACUCGCGCACGCUCUGUAGUCCCUCGUGCUAAGUCCGUAGCACCCCUUGAAACCAUAUACUCAUAUUCAUACGGGGAGCCUGUGCCAUACCGAUUCAGCAAUGACGCUUACUUGGCUAAAUUACUGGUCCCACUUCGCAACGUCUAUGAUAAUAUCCAUAACAUUUCUUUCUACAACGAGCCUGCCAAGAAAUUCACCGGACGUGGAAACCUCGCGUGCGUGCACUACUCCGGUAACAAGGCCUUCUCCAACCGUAGGCCUCUCUACAAGGAACUUAGCAUCAGGGACGACGUGAAUCUACUCUCUUUCUAUGCCAAGAACAGGCUCGCAGCCGCCGGCCUGGCCGUCGAGAAGGCCGCAGUCAAACUGCUCCCAUGGAGGCCGAGCCGCAAGUUCCAGGCCCCGCAAAUUAUGGAGGACCCGGAGCUUGAACUGAAAGCAGCUAAGGCCGACCGCGAAGCAAGAUUCCGUGCGGUCACUGUCGAACCGGUUAUGACUUCAGCUGCAGAUUUAGCAGAAAUCAAGAGGAAGAGGCAAGAGCAAGCCCGUGCUGCGGAAGAAAAAGCUCUAAAGGAAGAAGCCAAACGUGAAGCUGAACGCAAGGCUCAAGCUGAUCGCGAAGCUGCUGAUAAAAAAAGAAUAGAAGAAGAGGCACGCAAGGCUGAAGAUGCUAAACGCAAAGCUGAGGAAGACGCUAGAAAAGCCGAGGAAGAAGCACGAAAAGCUGAGGAGGCUCGAUUGGCUGAAGAGGCUAGGCUUGCCGAAGAGGCCCGUAAAGCCGAGGAAGCCCGAAAAGCCGAAGAAGCUAGACUCGCAGAAGAAGCCAGAAUUGCAGAAGAAGCUAGACUUGCAGAAGAAGCUCGCUUGGCUGAAGAGGCGAGGCUAGCAGAAGAAGCCAGACUGGCGGAAGAAGCUAAACUUGAGGAGGAAAGACAAGCCGAGCAGAGAAGACAAGAGGAACUUGCAAGGUUAGAAGAAUUAGAGAAACAAGCACAGGAAGAACGUGAAGCUGAACUUGCCAGACAGGCCGCCGAAUUAGCCGAGAUGGCGAGACAAGAAUCGGAGCUAGCCGCUGCCCGUUUAGAGGAGCUCUCACACAGUGGUUCAGUGGCUGAUGUGCCUGAGACCGAAGCCAGUGAAUCGGCUGCAGACGAACCAGAACCUAUUGUAGAGGAGCCAGAAUCCCCUGAAGCAGUAGUACCUGAAGCGCCAGAAGCAGAAGCCGAGCAGGUGGCUGACGUUAGUGAAGAUGAAAAAGCAGAACCGGAUCUUACCGACGAAGAAUAA